Molecule: messenger RNA, 1581 nt
Organism: Clarias gariepinus (North African catfish)
Lineage: Eukaryota; Metazoa; Chordata; Actinopteri; Siluriformes; Clariidae
Gene: oprd1b
Product: opioid receptor, delta 1b
Exons: 3
Coding region: 20-1132 (370 amino acids)
Biological process (GO): neuropeptide signaling pathway; G protein-coupled opioid receptor signaling pathway
Cellular component (GO): membrane; neuron projection
Molecular function (GO): neuropeptide binding; G protein-coupled enkephalin receptor activity
Source: RefSeq, a predicted model, not a curated record
GGGGCUCCGGAGGGACGUCAUGGAUCCUCCAGCAGUGACCGGGAGCGGUUUUGGUGACCGUUAUAUAAUCACGGACUAUAAUGACAACUUUACGGAACCAACUGGAGCUCUGUCGAACAGAACCGGAGAGCAGCUCGCGGCCAGCGAGAGAACGUUUAUGAUCAUCGCCAUCUCCGUCACGGCGAUUUACUCCGCCAUCUGCGCGCUGGGACUGCUGGGAAACGUACUGGUCAUGUAUGGAGUGGUGAGGUACACUAAGAUGAAGACUGCAACCAACAUUUACAUCUUUAAUUUGGCUAUGGCAGACGCUUUGGCCACCAGCACACUGCCGUUCCAGAGUGCCAAGUAUCUGAUGAGGACCUGGCCUUUUGGGGAGCUGUUGUGUAAAAUAAUCAUUGCUAUUGACUACUACAACAUGUUUACCAGUAUCUUUACUCUAACAAUGAUGAGUGUAGAUCGCUACAUUGCUGUGUGUCACCCAGUUAGGGCUCUUGAAUUCAGGACCCCCGUCAAAGCAAAGAUCAUCAACGUCUGCAUUUGGAUCCUGGCAUCUGCCGUAGGUAUUCCAAUCAUGAUAGUUGCUGUAACCGUGAGAGACAAUGGUAACACCACCUGUAUGCUGAAAUUCCCUGAACCUGGGCAGUACUAUGACAAUGUGAUGAAGAUUUGUGUGUUCAUCUUUGCCUUUGUGGUGCCUGUUUUGGUGAUCUCAGUCUGCUAUGGGCUGAUGAUUCUGCGGCUGAAAAGUGUACGCUUGCUCUCUGGUUCCAAAGAGAAAGACAAGAAUUUGCGCCGCAUUACCCAUAUGGUGCUGGUAGUGGUGGCAGCCUUCAUCAUCUGCUGGACACCCAUCCAUAUUUUCAUCAUAAUAAAGGCCUUUAUAAAAAUUGACCAGAAAAACCCACUUGUGGUCAUUAGCUGGCACUUAUGCAUUGCUCUGGGCUACAUGAACAGCAGCCUAAACCCAGUGCUCUAUGCUUUCCUGGAUGAGAACUUCAAAAGAUGCUUUCGAGAAUUUUGCCUGCCCUUUCGCUCUCACAUGGACCAGCGCAGGUUUUCCCAAAAUCGCAACACUAUGAGGGAACCCGCCUCGGUCUGUGGCUUAGUAGAUUCAGUGAGAAAGGCCACAUGACUAGUCCUGGUCCAGGGAUCACCAAAUAGAAGCCAACACGACCUACAGUCUGAGUGGACUCAAAUCUCCACUACUGAGUUUUGAGUCGCCCAGUAAUUUUUUGUUAAAGAUGAGGACAGUUAAAACUGAAUUCACAUAAGCCGUAACAUAUGGAAUGGCCAGAAAAAGCUUAAGAGAGAUGUCAGGUUCAGAAUAAACUCUUGUUGAUUUUCAUAUGACUUCUCAAUGUAAAAUCAACAUCUUUUUGGACAAAAUCAUAUUAGAAUUAUAGACCCUUAACUGUCAGCCCAAUUUUUAUUCAAUAACGAUAUACUCUGAUCAACCAUAACGUUAAAUCCACUGGCAGGUGAAGUGAAUAGCGCUAGUUUUCUUGUUACAAUGGCAUCUGUUGAGUGGUGGGAUUUAGUACACAGAAUGUAAACAUCAAGUUGAUGUAUUGGAAGCAGAAA